AUGAAAUUCACGAGCAUUAUCCUCGCUCUCGCAGCGUCUGCUUUGGCCAUCGACCCUCAGCGUCGUGAUACCGCAACCGCAUCAGCGACAAGUACAGAGGAUCCCAGCGGUUUCAACAUUGGUCAAAUCUCCAGCGCACUUGCAAACCUCCAAAUGAACACAACAGCAACCGCCAACUUCGGCAACAUCUCCCCACCACCCAAAUCGCUCAUCCCCGAAAUCCUCUCCGUCGUCCCCGUAACAGUUCUCUGGGAACUGAUCAACGCCCAAUCCCGCAGCUCCCUCGCCAGCGCAUUCAGCGCCGGCAGCACCCCAGCGUGGUACAGCAGUCUCCCCGCAGACGUGAAGAGCUACAUGUCCGUGGUGAAAUCGCAGAUUUCCGGCGGUGCGUUGACGGCUACGACGGGGUUGGCGUAUGAAACUACGUCGUCUACUAGUGGAAGCACUGGUACAGGCACAGGCACAGGUACUGGAACGGGGACGGCGAGUGCUGGGGCGACGUCUACGUCAAAGGGUCUAGCACCGUCGCAGCCUACGGGGUUGACCGUGUCGGUGAUUGGGGCGUUGGGGGUACUGGGAUUGGCGCUGGUGUUGUAG
This is a messenger RNA of Penicillium cataractarum, 597 nucleotides long. RefSeq lists its product as uncharacterized. The record is from RefSeq and is a predicted model, not a curated record. Bases 1 to 597 code for a protein of 198 amino acids. Lineage: Eukaryota; Fungi; Ascomycota; Eurotiomycetes; Eurotiales; Aspergillaceae. The transcript is spliced from 2 exons.